AGAAUCUUUCGUCACUUUUGGACGGCCGAUUCUGAUUCUUCGAAGAAGAACGCUGAAUUAUUCCUUUUGCCAUUUUGCUCAAUAGGGUUCUGUACGAGAUUCGGAUCGUAGGUUUAUUAGAACUUAGAUCAUCGGAAGACGAAGAAGACAGCCAUGUCUAGGCAGGUUACGAGACUCCUCGGAUCUCUCUCGUCCAGAGUUCGCGGUUCCGGCGGCAGCUCAGAAGUGUGUCCGUCAUGCAGCUCUCUCACUUCGUUGACACCGUCUCGCUUCUUCGGGACGACUCCUCCGCCUCCUGCGGCCGUCUUUGUCGACAAAAACACCCGUGUUAUCUGCCAGGGUAUCACCGGAAAGAACGGGACCUUCCACACUGAACAAGCCAUCGAAUACGGCACCAAAAUGGUAGCAGGAGUGACACCGAAGAAGGGUGGAACAGAACAUUUGGGUCUCCCUGUUUUCAACACCGUUGCUGAAGCUAAGGCCGAGACUAGAGCCAAUGCCUCUGUGAUCUACGUUCCUGCGCCUUUCGCUGCUGCUGCUAUCAUGGAAGGUGUGGCUGCUGAGUUGGAUCUUGUUGUCUGCAUUACUGAAGGAAUUCCUCAGCAUGACAUGGUUCGUGUCAAGGCUGCUCUCAACAGUCAGUCAAAAACGAGGCUGAUUGGUCCUAACUGCCCUGGGAUUAUCAAACCUGGUGAAUGCAAGAUUGGGAUCAUGCCGGGAUACAUCCACAAGCCGGGGAAGAUAGGGAUCGUUUCUCGAUCUGGAACAUUGACAUAUGAAGCUGUUUUCCAAACUACUGCAGUAGGCCUGGGGCAAUCUACGUGUGUAGGAAUUGGUGGGGAUCCUUUUAACGGCACAAAUUUUGUUGACUGCUUGGAGAAGUUCUUUGUUGACCCUCAAACAGAAGGUAUCGUUCUCAUUGGAGAAAUCGGUGGUACUGCGGAAGAAGAUGCCGCUGCUCUGAUAAAGGAAAGCGGUACAGACAAGCCUGUAGUUGCGUUCAUUGCUGGACUUACUGCACCACCCGGGCGUAGAAUGGGUCAUGCUGGAGCCAUUGUCUCUGGUGGUAAGGGCACAGCUCAAGACAAGAUAAAGAGCCUUAGAGACGCGGGAGUUAAAGUGGUUGAGUCACCGGCUAAGAUUGGUGCGGCCAUGUUAGAACUUUUCCAAGAAAGAAAAUAGUUCUUUUGAAGUAGAAUAUGAAGAUCGAUCAGCAACAUUUCAUAGUCAAGUUUAGUUUUUAUGUUUCAUAAUGCAGAGGCAUCAGAGGCUUUUGCCAGGAUUCUGUGUAUUGUAUUUUUUCCAGGACUCAGUAUAGGUUCUUGCUAUUUUAAUUGAUUAGUACUUAUGCCAAUCCCAAUGUGCACAAAGCAUUUAGUGGUUAAAUGAACUUUGAACUUCAUAGUCAAAUUAAAAGCAAAACUAGAGAAUGGUUUUCCA
Thlaspi arvense is the source of this 1440-nucleotide messenger RNA. The record is from the annotation of a GenBank genome assembly. NCBI's taxonomy places the organism in Eukaryota, Viridiplantae, Streptophyta, Magnoliopsida, Brassicales, Brassicaceae.